GCAAUCAAGAUUACUUGCACAUUUAUGUGGCUCCAAGAAAGAAUUUGUCUUAAUAUCCAGUGGCGCUUACCUGACUAUGAAUUUUAAGACUGAUGAGUCUGUGGGAGAAAGAGGUUUUAAACUCAUUUUGGAAGACACAAUUCAGAAGCAUUCACAAGCAAAUGAAGUGGGGACCCAAUUGCUUAUCGAUGAGAUCACGGUAGAAAACAGUCCUGGAAAACAGCCACCCCAAAACACAUGCGGAAUUCCAGCUGUCAACCCAUCUCUAAUGGAAGGGUCAGAGAGACACACAAACGUGUGGCCGGCUGGGCUUGCGGAGCCCGGGGUGGUUGGCGGCCGUGCAGCGCCCGGGAAGUCGUGGCCCUGGCUGGUCAGCCUGCAGCACCAAGGACAACAUUUCUGCGGAGGAGCUCCGAUCGCGAAGCACUGGGUCCUGACAGCGGCGCACUGUGACUUCAGUACUGUCACAGAUGGCCUAGUAAUAGGAAGAAAUUCCCUGUCAAACAUAGGAAAUGGUGAUUUGAUACCGGUGAAAGCGGCAUACCCUCACCCUGGCUUUACCCAGUUCCCUCCUACUGAUGAUCUGUCUUUGCUGCAUCUGGAAAAACCUGUUGAACUAGAAGACGAAUUUUCUAAAACAGUGCAGCAGGCAGCUGUACCACUGAUCAGUAGUGCAUCUUGUCAAAAUUACUGGGGACUGGAUAUCAAAAGCACCAACAUAUGUGGAGGGGCUGCAGGAUCGUCCUCAUGCAUGGUAAUCCAAGGACAGCAUUGAUGAGUGCAACUUUCUUCUCAGUGUCUCUCAUGAAUGGGUGUUUGCUGACCACAAAGAGGUAUAUGUGCAUGGUAGUUUUAGAAUAAAAAGUGAGAAGAGGAAGUACCUUGCUAAGCUGAUGACUGUCAUUACUAAUUUGAAACUUGAAAUGAAUGCAAUUCUCAAAAGGAAUUGCUCAUUCAUUUGCUUGGUUGACUGUGUGAAUUUGAUGAUCCUCUAUUGUUUUUGACCUAUAAAGAUAAUUUAUUACGGCUCAGCUUCACAGCUGAAUUAGGCAGCUCAAAGCAUCUACUCCUAGUAGCACUGAAAAUAUAAAGAUAUUUUAAUGUAACUCAGAACAAUAAUUUAGUGAUUUAUAUUAUAAGUAGAUGCUUGAAACUUUCUGCAAGGCACUGUCUAUUGUCAGCAUUAAAUGACUUUGUGUUAAAUGUACCUUGGGCUUCUUUUGGAAAGUAGAGAUUUCUAUCUGAUUCGGAGAUCUGUAACAUCCACCAACUGCCUAUUCGCCUCUGCUGUCGCGAGCAGAAAUGAGAGAUGGCAGAAGACUCAGGCACUCUCUGAUCACCUCUGCAGCGGAGGUGAGCAUCCACUGCGAAUCGUGCAGCCUGAAGAGCUUUUCUUUUUGCCGGUUGCAGGGAGAUUCGGGAGGCCCUCUGCAGUGUGCCCUGGAUGGACAAUACAAGCUCGUCGGGAUCGUGAGCUGGGGAAGCAGUAACUGCCAGCCCGCUGCACCGACGGUCUUUGCCAGAAUUUCCGCCUACAGGGACUGGAUCACAUCUGUCACUGGAGGAGAAGCGUGAUCACUAACUGAGUAGCAUGGUGGUAUUCGUAAAUGGGAAAGGACAUACCUAACAGCAUCCCUGGAAAAUAAGCCUCUUGUCGGUGCUAAAAGACCCAGUGUCCCUCCUUGUCAUGGAGGACCUUGGAUUGGGUGUGUACAUACAUUUAAUAUUAAACAUUGAACACAGAAAGCUAAUGUUGAUUUGUGCCUCCUGGGAAUUUAUAAUCUGAAAUGUCAUUAAAUUCACAUUUAGUAUACAA
Messenger RNA from Suricata suricatta (meerkat), 1816 nucleotides. Its product is annotated as chymotrypsinogen B-like. Lineage: Eukaryota; Metazoa; Chordata; Mammalia; Carnivora; Herpestidae. The coding region runs from base 77 to 775 and encodes 232 amino acids. The record is from RefSeq and is a predicted model, not a curated record. The transcript is spliced from 5 exons. Gene Ontology annotation, molecular function: serine-type endopeptidase activity. Gene Ontology annotation, biological process: proteolysis.